AUGAAACGAGCAGUAUGUCAGACGCUUUGGAAGCUUGUACAAAGGCAGACGUACACAUGCCUGUCGUCCCGAUAUGGAAUAUGGCUCUGUAUCGGAGGCAUGUUGUUGACCUUAAUCUCAGCAUUUCAGUUUGGGGAAGUUUUUCUCGAAUGGAGUAUGCAGAAGUAUGCAGUCACGUUUAAUGCUUACCACGAUAAUAUUCUUGGGAAUUCGUAUCAGAGCAGGCUUUGUCUUCCGUUACCGAUUGAUAUCGUGUAUACAUGGGUAAACGGAAGCGAUCCGAAGUUACUUGCAGACUUACAGAAACUCAAACUAGAAAUUGAACUCCAACAAAAUCGUACGAGAUUGAACGAAAUAGAAAAGAUGAGAAAGGAAACAAACGCUACAGACCAGGAAAUUCGUGAGCUUCUUGCUGCAAAAGCUGUAAAAUCAAAGGAGAAGGAGAAGAAGAACAAAGAAGGAGCAGCAAAAAGUGAAAAUAAAAUCGAGAACUCUCGCUGCCCAUUCGAAAAUUGCGUUCCUGCCUUUUGUGUUAUUGUAGAGAAUGGUCUCCCUGGAGACGUGCAGUUAUCACAAAUACGUGCGAUUGAUCCCUCGCUCGCGAAAGCAACUAAUUAUUACAACAUAUCUUCAUCUGGUUCAAAAAUAGAACACGUGGGUGUAAUUCAAUUCCGUGGAAAAAGCGACAUUAAUGACGCUUUGAAAGUUAAGAUCCGACUUCGGGAGAAGAGUUUUCAAAGUAAAGAAGGUUACUUUACAAGUGAUGCAUCACGGCCUAAUGCAGUUAACAGUGACAAAGAGAUCAUGAUUUUAAACUUAAAAGGAGAGAAUGAAGUUGAAAAGGUUAAGAGAGAUUUGAGAGACCACUUUGGAGACAAAUUUGUUAAUUUGAUUUUUCAUGCGGAUAAACUUAUUGGUGUGGCUUACUUCUCUGACAAGACCACCGCCUCUUCUGCUUUGAAAUUAACUUUGCAGGUGAAUGGUAAAUCUUUAACAUUAACCCCUGCACUGUUGAUCUGGGGUUCAUUUUCUGUAUCACAUGGCACAGAUACUGAGGACAAGGAAGAUGCUGACAUUUCUGCAAGUCGUUUUGCAGAUAAUGAAGAACUGAAAUAUUCUCUCCGUUCAGUUGAAAAACAUGCACCUUGGGUGCGAAAAAUUUUUAUUGUCACAAAUGGCCAAAUACCAUCUUGGCUCAACUUGGAUAAUCCACGUCUUAACAUAGUUACCCAUGAAGAGCUCUUUUUGAAUAAGAGCCAUCUUCCAACAUUUAGUUCUCCAGCUAUCGAGUCUCACCUUCACCGUAUUCCCGGAUUAUCCCCAAAGUUUAUAUAUCUCAAUGAUGAUGUUAUGUUUGCUGAUGAUGUUUGGCCAGAUGAUUUCUACACUCAUGCAAAUGGACAAAAAAUCUAUUUAACCUGGCCUGUCCCAAACUGUAAAGAAGGUUGUCCGUCCUCAUGGGUUAAUGACAAGUAUUGUGACAAGGCUUGUAAUGUGUCAGAAUGUGAUUGGGAUGGUGGUGAUUGUAUUGGAGUGAAAAGGAAGACGCAGUUUAAUUAUCAAGGAUGGCAAAGUCAACAUGGAAGUUAUCGCAUAAUGUUUUGUUCUCCAGGAUGUGCAGAUACAUGGGUUGGUGAUCGCUAUUGUGACGUAGCUUGUAAUGUUGCUCAGUGCGGUUUUGAUGCAGGUGACUGUGGAAUAUCACAGUUCAAUGAGUUGUAUCAUGUUGAUGUGAAUCAUGAUAGUCAAUCUGUCACUUUACCUCGUGGCAUUUCCGUGCUUUAUUUCAACAUUUCAACAUUUUUCAGUGAAGGAAGGGUCACCUCUGGUGAAUACUCUGAGAUGCGCUGUGUUCGUUCUGCUACUGUGGCUCAAAAAUUUAAAGUCUUUACCCUCACUUUGCGAGAUAACUUUACAGUGGAAGGUAUUCAUUUCAAAAUUGAAGGAUUUAUGGACAAGAAUGAAUCAAGAAAAGUGGUUGUGAACUUAAAUGUAACCAUAGACACAAGAAAGUUAGAGGAAAUCCAAAAAGUUCCAACAACAAACCCAAACAUCGGCAAAUUAAGGAUGACAACAACAACAACAGAGGUGACACCUUCUGCAAAUGUACAGACACUCCCAAGGACUAUUUAUCCAAUCAGAAUUCAGAAUGCUAAUAGAUCGCUGAAUUAUUGGGUGGUGGCUGGUAAUGAGUCAAUUACCAGACCAACAUGGCCUCCCUUAGCCAGUCAUGAAUAUGAGAUACCACACAUAUCAAAUGACACAGUUUUGCCAAAACAUGUUGAAAUCUCUCUGGAGGAGGUAGAGAAAGAGUACAAGAAUGGUGACCUGACACAGAGAGGUUAUGCAAGAAAGAAAGCUAAGAUCUUACAUGACUUUUUCAAUGUGGUUGCCACUGAACCAGCUCACUCACCAGUAGCUGUGUUAACUGCACCUUUCCCUAAAUCAGAAGUAGAGGUAACCCCUCCUGCAAAGUUACUCACAGGACAGCAGGUUUGUUACACCUUAGUAUGGGUUAGGUCCUUAUAAAGGGGGAGGGGGGGGAAUGGAAGGGAGCACAAGUUGUUUUGGCCAUCAAAACUCAUGGUCUUUUAUUGUCUUUAAUUUGAUUACAGUGAGUUUAUUCUUUGGAUUAAAAGCUUAUCUUGACAUUAAAAAGAAAAUAUGGUUGAUUCCAAUCCCUUAAUCCUUUAACUCCCAUGAGUGACCAAGACAGAAUUUCUCCUUACAAUAUCAAUCAGACAAUUGAUGAGAAUAAAGAGAAAUAUCAGUCAAAGUAUUAUUAGUUGAUCCAAUAACAAGUUCUCAAAACUAACAUCACAAGAACUGUAUGGCAGACAGUAAGGAGAAUUACUAAUGAGAUCUUGGGAGUUAAAGGGUUAAGUUUCCUUUUAAUUUUUGUUGUGCUGACUGUGAACCUUAGAGGAUUUUUGAUUUUUGUCUUUGCAUGCUAUUUAAAGGCAUUAGAAAUACUAUUUCACUUUGCUUAUGUAAUUCUAGUUUAGGCAAGUUUCAAGACUCCUCCAUUAUAACUUGCUUUACACUUAUUUACUCCUAGGAAAAUAGGAAAGACAAAAUAAUUGUUGAUUCUGAGCAUCAACGAAAUCAAGAAACAGAAUCACACACUCAGAGGAAGCUGUUAUCCUUGGAGGUGUCUGAAAUCGAAUCUCUUUUUGCUGAAAUUGGUGUAAAGAAAGAUCAAGCAACUGAGGAUGAGAUAUUCUUGGCUGACUGGAUUGCAAAUACAAAACAGAAACAAUUGUCAUUUGAAAAAGACCAAGUGGAGAGUACACAGCGGUGGAGAAGUCGUUAUGGACACUGGUCACCAAAAAUAUCCCAAAGUGUAACAAGUUUCCUCCCUUGGGAAAGGCACAAGACAUUUGAGGAGCUUCUGAAAUAUCAUGACAGGCAAAAGCAUUCACAAGAAUUCACAAAUGAUCACAAACCUGGUAGAAAAUUACUGGACACUUUUGCUGAUUCAUUGCUCCAUGUUCAUCGGAUCUAUAACCGUAAGUUUGGGUACAUGGGACGUAAAGUUCCUGCUCAUAUGCCGCACAUGAUUGAUGUAAAAAUCAUGGAAGAGCUGCAAUCUCUUUUGCCAGAAGAAUUUGACCAAACAUCCUCACAUAAGCUACGAAGCUCUGAGGACAUGCAGUUUGCAUUUUCUUACAACUAUUUUGUGAUUGGUCAAAAGAAGGAUCCAAACGUUACUGAGUUCUUUGCUGAUGUUGAUGCAGAUCACUCAGGUGUGUUGAAUAUGUUUAUUUGA
This is a messenger RNA of Pocillopora meandrina, 3769 nucleotides long. NCBI's taxonomy places the organism in Eukaryota, Metazoa, Cnidaria, Anthozoa, Scleractinia, Pocilloporidae. The record is from the annotation of a GenBank genome assembly.